Molecule: messenger RNA, 6036 nt
Organism: Lethenteron reissneri (Far Eastern brook lamprey)
Lineage: Eukaryota; Metazoa; Chordata; Hyperoartia; Petromyzontiformes; Petromyzontidae
Gene: CHAF1A
Product: chromatin assembly factor 1 subunit A
Biological process (GO): nucleosome assembly
Cellular component (GO): nucleus; CAF-1 complex
Source: RefSeq, a predicted model, not a curated record
ACCUCGUUUUUUUUAUGUUGCGCGCGCACGUCACCCGCUUCCCGCCAAAAUACGAGCGCGAGGCCCCGGCGCCAUCGUCACCCGGCAGGCGAGUGUCGUCGCUCCUCCUUCACCCUCUCUCCUCACUUCAGCAAUCUCCUGUCUGCCCCCCACCUCCCCCGCAUCUCUCUGUGUCGUCUCUGCUGUGAAGGCGUCAAGCGAGAGGCGAGCGCUGCUCCUCACGACCGCGAUGAGGGAGACGACGGCGGGCGCCGCGGGGCCACUGCGCUCGGUCGUGAAGGAGAACGACGGUCUUUUUCUUCGUGUUUUCUUUGCAGAUGCCAGUGAAACAAAAGAACCGGGUGCUAAGAAACUUGUGCAAGCACGGCUGCCUUUUAAACGCCUGGACCCCCUCUCAAGGCAAAAUGGCCCUGGUACUCCAAAUGCAAAGCGCGCCAAGCUCUCGCCAUCAAAUCUGUCCAAGGAAGCAUUUCCCAAAGCCAAGCUGGUGAGCCUUUACGAGGGGGAUAAUGCAGUGAGCUCCAGUUCGGAGCACGUCAAUCACAAGGACAGCGUGCGGUGCGACAGGACAGGUGGCAAUCUGCCAUUGCUACGGGGUCCCCUGGACAAGCUCAUCAGCUCAGCCCAGGAGAGACAUAUAUCCACAACAAACGUCAUUGACUUGACCGAGGAGUCGAAUGAUGGGCUUGGAGAACAGGCGGCUGCUGCAGUGGAAGCAUCUAACGCUGUGGACCAAGACAGAGCUUGCGGUGUUAUAAAACCUGAAGUGGUAUUAAUAUCAAAGGCAGAGAUAACAUCUGAGCCUAAAAUGGAAUCAUCUACCUCAACGGAUUUGAAACCGGAAGUGACUGUUGUAGAUGUAAAUCCCAUGCCCUUAGAUGAUUCUACACUGAGUACGAAGUCCAACCUAUCUGAAGUGAAGCAAGAGAUUGAAGGCCAUGAGCAGAACUGUACAGUGGUAGAGGACCUGGACACAAGUUCUGAGCCCAUGGAUGUCGCUGAAAAUAUUUCUGAGAAUGCACAAGACUCGAAGACACUUGAAUCAUCUAAAACAUCUGAUGCCAGUAAGUGUGUGGAGAUAUGCACCACAAUAAAAGAAGACAAAGAACAUGAAGAAGAAACUUCCAAAGGUGAAGAAGAAACUUCAAAAGAUGAAGAUGAGGACACAUCUCAGGAAGAAGCUGAGGAGCCACAGAGUGAGAAUGUCACUCAGCCAGAGUCCCUGGAGCGUGUAAAGCCAUCAGGGUGUUUCGCUACUCCACAGCGGAAAAAGCUGCUGUCUCCGGCUACCUCCAGGAACGACUGUCCUGACACUCCAGCAUCCCAGGCCUCGGCAUUCAGCACCACCUUAAGCAGUUUGGACAUCUCCACCAACCUCUCCUCGGAGGAGAGUUUCUCUCAGGACAACAGCCCCGCUGCUUGUAAGAGCCUGCUGAGUGCAACAUCAAGCUCACUGACACUUGGGAGUGUCAAGAAGAGAACAGGUGUCCGUAAACAGAAAAUGGCAGAGCUGGAGCAGAAACAACGACAUCGGCAGGAAGAGAAGCUGGAGAAGGAGCGGCAGCGUGAGGAGGCUCGCCUGGCACGAGAGGAGUCUCGCCGCAAGAUCAAGGAGGAACGCGAGCAGAAGGAGCAGGAGAAAGCAGAGAAAUCUAAGCUCAAGGAGGAAAAGAAGCGCGAAAAGCAGGAGGCCAUAGAGUUAAAGCAGGAAGAAAAACGCAAGAAAGAGGAGGAAAAGAGUAAAAUGGAAGAAGAAAAGCGUAUGAAGAAAGAAAAAUCCAAAGAAGCUUUUGCCAGUUUUUUCACCAAGGGUAAAACUCCUCAGGCCCCCAAGACACUUACAGGGACCUGCGGACCAUUUGCGCCGUUUGAAAUAAAGAACAACAUGCGAGUGGCUCCUGUGCGGCGUGUGGAGGUGCUUCUUAGCGCUGUCGAUGAGGCUAUCGAGAGCCAGGCGACCCAGAACCUGUACCUACACGAGCUGAAGCGGCGCAAGCCAAAAACGAGCAAAAAAACAUACCCGUACGCCGACUCCAUCUGUACAGCUCAACUGGAGAGUGAACUGGAGAUCAUUGAGAAGGUGACGGAAAACAGAGUCUCCUUGGAGGAGCGGAAGAGGUUUGGCCGCAUGAAGCUACUGCAGUUUACUGGGAACAAUCGGCCUGCUUACUGGGGCACCUGGAGCAAGUGCAGCAAGCACAUCAACCCACGCAACCCCCUCGCCAAGGACAAAGAGUUGCUGGACUACGAAGUGGACAGUGAUGAUGAGUGGGAGGAAGAGGAGCCUGGGGAGUCCAUCUCGCACAGUGAAGGGGAGCAAGACGACGAGGAGGAGGAUGAUGAUGACGAUGACGACGGGUUCUUCGUUCCUCACGGUCACCUUUCUGAUGGGGAGGGCAACUCCGAUGGAGAGGGCAAGCUGAGCGCCGAGACAAAAAAGCUGCGUGAGCGUCUCAAGGCGAAGGAGUGGGAUGACCUGACGCGGACACAUCGCUGCCAGCGUCUGGAGCCUGUGGUGAUUGGUUGCGUGUGGGAGGGUGAAGGUGCGGACAGCGCAGCCCUACAAAAGCUGCUGCCAUACAAGGGCCAGCGCUUCGAUCUCGGAGCCGAGGAGGAGGAGGAGAAGGAGAAUGCCCAGGAGAUCAAGCAGCUCCGGGACAUGCAGAUCUUACGAGAACUCCUGCCCUUAGUGCAUGGCAACAUCAACUGCAGCAAAUUCAUGAUCGAGGAGUUCCAGGCGUGGUGGCUGCAACGGGAGACGCAGGAUGAAUCGCCGCCGAGGGAAACUACGCUGGAUACGAAGAAACGGCACAGGAACAGGUGGGACACGGCGCUGCCCUCCAAGUUGCGGUUGAAGCGUCUGAUCAAGGAGAGCGCCGUGUACAGGAAGCGCAACGAACUGAAGCGCGUGUGCUGGUACGUGCACGCCGACGUGUUGCUCAAGUACGGCCUGCAAGAUCUGCCCGUGCCGAGCCGCUGGAACUACGUGACUGCGCCGCCCGUGCGGGAGAGGGACGGCGAGGCGGGGUCCGCGGUGCCCACGCAAAGUUCGGGGACGCCCCCUGCUGCCGCCGUUGCACGGGAAGGAGGGAGGAAGAUGGCCGCGUCCACCCCCGUCAACACUCGCAAGAUCACGGCCUUCAUACAGAAGCAGGAGCCCGGAAAAGCGGUGUCUGACGUAAAGCUGGAACAGGCGGACCCUGCCGGUGAUGACUGCAUGAUUUUGGAGGAGCAGGAACCCACUCUGCCUUGCAACGAAAGCACAGAUGUUGUACCUCAAGUUCCAGCUGAAAGCUUGCACUGAAAAGGGAUAAGGAAGUAAAAUGAAUCUCACCACGUUUUUAAUGUUUCCUACUGUAUAUCCUGUAUGUCUAGAUCAUUAUAAAAGCUUGAAUCGGAGCACGUGCAUACAGCACAGCAUUUUUCAGACUUGAUUAAAUGCUUAUUUGUACCAUUAAUUCUUAAAUGCAAAAAGAUCGUGAAGAGGAACAGAUUUAUGUAGUUUAUUUGAAACUGUAUUUCAUUUCAUAAUAAAUCUAAUAAAAAGAUGAAUGUUCUGCACAAAUCACAUUGCUGUAGCAGUGGAAUAUCAGAGCAGAAACUAAAGCUGCAUAGUCAUUGGACUUGGUGCCAAAAUUAUUGAGCAGCUGAUGUACAGUUCCCAUAUCUACCGAACGGUUUACUUGGCCCAGUGCUUAUUUACAAAUGGGUUCUGUAACCGUAUCAGUUCCACAGAUCGCUUGGAAUUGGUGGUGGUAGUGGUGGGGAAAUAUUUGUCCAAAUAUAUUAAGCAUUAUAAAAAGGUAACAUUUUGUGGAAACAUCUUUUUUAUAGCACUCUUUUAAUGUGGGUCAACACGAGAUACCAUAAUUCCAAUGUAAUGCCUCUUACAUAUUUGUAUAUGUUUGUGCCUGUGUGUUUAUAGGAACCUAUAAGUGACCUGUGAUCCUGUUGUGGAAAUUAAAUGGUUCGGGCUGCAGAUCUAAACUGGACGGAAGUGGCAAUAAAACGGCAAAGCAGUACAAGGCGAGCGAGAUACGUUCUGUUAAAAUGGUUGGUUAAGCCAAAAUUUGAUAAACGAUCGGUUUCAUUAUACAGAUUUUUUGGGUUAGUGUAAAUUACGCAUUCUAACCCAAAAAAACUGUGGAUAAUAUUGGUCGCGAGAGCCUGUUUCCCCAUAAUACAGGUUUUUUGGGUAGAAUCGCAUAAGUUACAUGUAAAUUACGCGAUCUAAUGGAAAAAAAGUUUUUUAUUGGGUUAGAUGGCGUAAACUCCGAUCUAACCCAAAAAAAACCUGUAUUGUGAAUAUUGCUCGCGAAAGCCUACAUGUUAAACUGAUGGGUUUCCCAUUGAACUCCCAUGUUAAAAGCGGCGUCAUAUUUCAACCCCAAAAUGUUCCACGCUUGAGCAACUUUAUUGUGAGAAAUGCAAAUUCUAAUUUUAAAUAAAGUAAACCAUGAAGUAUAACACCACACAUGAAGAACAACCAGUGCUUGCAAGUGCAUGUCCUCGGCAUCUGAAAUUAAUUAGCGUCGCCACCACCUCUCCCCCACCCACCCAUUAAAAGUGCACAGCUCCAGAGUCUUCUUAAUAUCGGAAGGACGAGCAUUGCAGACGACCACAGAAGCACAUCUGAACGUGCGCGCGCGCGAUGCAAACAACAAAACUACGGGCUGUGCUGCGGCCACGGAACACAUUCGAUCGAUCAGUCUCCGCUUGUUACGCGAACAUUUGCUCGUUUUUCAAACAGUGGUCUAAUUUCAAAUUUAUUGUUAUAACGAAUUCUCGUAGAAAACGCUCAUUAGGCGAGACACACCUGUACUGGACUUUAGCUUUGCACUUCAGUUUAAGUCACAUUGAUUUCCCACAGUGAUUUUAACAUGGUGUUCUAGCAAGUGAAGGGAUGUCCUGGGAUGCUGCUCUCAGGCUUAACACUAUAUAGGUCUCUGAAAUAUAAGACGGGGCCAAUUGGAGAGGGUGGUUUGAUUAGUGAAAAGUUUUCCCCCAUUACAGUAGAUGGGAAUUAAUUUGUUCAUGAUUUUAUGGUGCUAUUGAUGACCGUGAAUAAUGCAAGCUCAUUCUCCGUUAACUUGGUUGCAUGCAAAAUAUAAUCGACCAAAAUACUAACUGCACAUCCGCCUGGUUUUAGGUGAGCAGAGCCUCACAAUCUGUGCCUACUGAUCAGUAAUUUCUCACGUGUACGUGUACUAUAUUUUUUGUUUUGUCUGGACUGUUUUUAAUGCUUUCCAAAUAAUGUUGCUCUGUCCGUCCAUCCUUAAUGGGGAGGGGGGGGGGCAUAACUCUUUUCAAGAAGAUGCAAUAUGAACCAAAAAAUGAGUGUCAACUUGUGUUAUUAGGGACUGACCCAGGUUGCCCAAAACUUGGACAGAAAUUGGCUCAAAGGACACGCUACGGUGUCCUGUCUCUCCCUGCCUUGUGUACUUUACUGGUCAGAGCCACUAUCAAACUCAUUGUAUCAUCACAGCCUCCAGACAUCCUGCGUGCCUGAUGUUAGCACAACUAUCACUCAAAAGGACACGCAUAGAGAAUCCAUGCAUGUGCAUAUUAUUUGUAUUUCUGCCGUCUUUUGUGUACCAUUUGUACUCUCCUGUAUUUGUAUUUUUGUUAGCACGAGCAUUAUUUUCGUAGUGUUGUCCAUCUUGUUCUCUCCCUCGCCAUUGUUGGCCUACCUAUUCUAUGCCGGCUUGUGCAUUUACGUAAAUUAACAAAAAUAACAGUUGUCCAUAAAUGAAAUUUCAACUGUUGGUCAUUGUUUUGAUGCAUGAUUCGUAUGGGUCAAGAAUCAAAUUUCAUCAAUGUGUGGUUCUGGCCCUUUGAGAGACCUCGCCCAGAACUUUGAGAGCCUCGUUUGAAGUGGCUGGGUUUCUUCGGGUACGAAUGACAUUGUAAAAGUAAUGAGCCCACACUGCUGAGAUAGUUUAGAUUUUGAUUUAUUUGGUAUUUAAGUUGAGGGUAAACAUUUUUGUUGUUGCCAUGUGCUGAACACUCUGUAGGGCAUAAAUGUGCCAUUGUGUU